Molecule: messenger RNA, 4694 nt
Organism: Oreochromis aureus
Lineage: Eukaryota; Metazoa; Chordata; Actinopteri; Cichliformes; Cichlidae
Product: receptor-type tyrosine-protein phosphatase H-like
Exons: 21
Coding region: 803-3874 (1023 amino acids)
Biological process (GO): protein dephosphorylation
Molecular function (GO): protein binding; protein tyrosine phosphatase activity
Source: RefSeq, a predicted model, not a curated record
AGAUAAUGUCAACAGAGUGAAUGUGACCACACAAAAUGCGAGUAGUAUAAUUCUGACCUGGAACAAGGUUAACAACAUCCCAACAUACAUCCUGCAAUAUGGUGAUAGAACAGAAGAUAUUAAUAAAACUGAAGAAGGACCCAUAGAACAUGUGGUCACUUCUCUGACUGCUGGAACAAACUACACAUUCACUCUCUUCACCGUGUCUGAUGGACUCAACAGCAGUGGAUACAGAUUCAGUGCUGUGACAGCUCCUCUUAACACCGAGGAAUUUAAGAAAAAUGGACAAGAUGAGACCAGCAUAACUCUGGGGUGGAAAACAGUCCCCAACAUUGACAAUUAUAUUCUUGUAUUUAAUGAAACACAGAUCAACAUUAGUAAUUCUACAGAAGAAUACAGAGUGUCAGAUUUGACCAGUGGAACCAGAUACAGUUUCACUCUCUUUACUGUGUUUGGAAAUGUCAGCAGCAGUGGAGUAAACUGCAUCGCAGUCACUGCUCCUAAUAACACUGAAGAAUUUAAGAAAAUUGGACAAAAUGAGACCAGCAUAACUCUGGGGUGGAAAACAGUCCCCAACAUUGACAAUUAUAUUCUUGCGUUUAAUGGGAGACAGAUCAACAUUAGUAAUUCUGCAGAAGAAUACAGAGUGUCAGAUCUGACCAGUGGAACCAGAUACAAUUUCACUCUCUUCACUGUGUUUGGAAAUGUCAGCAGCAGUGGAGUAAACUGCAUUGCAGUCACUGCUCCUCGUAAUGCUGAAGAAUUUAAGGCUGUUGAUCAAAAUGAGACCAGCAUAACUCUGAUGUGGAAAGCAGUCCCCAACAUUGACAGUUAUCUGCUUGUGUUUAAUGGGAGAGAGAUCAACAUUAGUAAUUCUACAAAUGAAUACAGAGUCUCAGAUUUGACCAGUGGAACCAGAUACAGUUUCACUCUCUUCACUGUGUUUGGAAAUGUAAACAGCAGUGGAGUAAACUGCAUCGCAGUCACUGCUCCUCGUAACACUGAAGAAUUUCAGGCUGUUGAUCAAAAUGAGACCAGCAUAACUCUGAUGUGGAAAGCAGUCCCCAACAUUGACAGUUUUCUGCUUGUGUUUAAUGGGAGAGAGAUCAACAUUAGUAAUUCUACAAAAGAAUACAGAGUGUCAGAUUUGACCAGUGGAACCAGAUACAGUUUCACUCUCUUCACUGUGUUUGGAAAUGUAAACAGCAGUGGAGUAAACUGCAUCGCAGUCACUGCUCCUCGUAAUGCUGAAGAAUUUAAGGCUGUUGAUCAAAAUGAGACCAGCAUAACUCUGAUGUGGAAAGCAGUCCCCAACAUUGACAGUUAUCUGCUUGUGUUUAAUGGGAGAGAGAUCAACAUUAGUAAUUCUACAAAUGAAUACACAGUCUCAGAUUUGACCAGUGUAACCAGAUACAGUUUCACUCUCUUCACUGUGUUUGGAAAUGUCAGCAGCAGUGGAGUAAACUGCAUCGCAGUCACUGCUCCUAAUAACACUGAAGAAUUUCAGGCUGUUGAUCAAAAUGAGACCAGCAUAACUCUGAUGUGGAAAGCAGUCCCCAACAUUGACAGUUAUCUGCUUGUGUUUAAUGGGAGAGAGAUCAACAUUAGUAAUUCUACAAAUGAAUACACAGUCUCAGAUUUGACCAGUGGAACCAGAUACAGUUUCACUCUCUUCACUGUGUUUGGAAAUGUCAGCAGCAGUGGAGUAAACUUCAUCGCAGUCACUGCUCCAAAAAAUGUCCAGACUGUGACUGUGACACAAAAUGAGAACAGUAUAACUCUGACGUGGGACAAAGUUAAUGACCUACUAACAUACAUCCUACAAUAUGACAGUGGUAAUAUUGUUAUUGGCAAGAAUGACAUGGGCGGAUACACGACAUCAGGUGCAUCAGUUACAUGUGUGGUCUCUUCUCUGGAAGCUGGGACAAACUACAGUUUUACCCUCUUUACUGUGUUUGAGAACGUCAACAGCUCUGGAUACAACUUUAGUGCACCGACAGUUCCACCAGUGGUGCCUUGGGUCAAUGUGACUGAACGAUUUACUAACAGCAUAACUCUAGAGUGGGAGAACAUGAAUAAAGCCUGGCAAUACCAGCUUCAAAUCAAUGGUCGUGUGUCAGAUAGUGUGUCAGACGUCUCCUCAGAUACAAUCAGAAAAGUAGUGACAUCUCUUCAGCCUGGAACAGAGUAUGAUUUCAGCUUAACCACAGUGUUCGCUGGACUCAGGAGCACUCCUUAUAUGAGUUUCACAGUAACAGCCAUAGACUGUGCCAGUGCAGACUGGAAAGUUACCAACUCAUCAAUCAAAGCAAAGAUUGAAGGCUUGUUCUCGAAUGCAACCACCCAUUAUGGAUCUAACGUUCAUGUCAGUGAUGGACGUGAAAAUGUGUCAUUUACUGGACUUUACCCUGGUACCACCUAUCAGAUAUCUCUUGUCUAUGAAAAGUCUUCCAGAGUUUUCCUGCAGUGUGAACACAAAUUAACAAUUCUUCCUCCUAAUCUAAAUGCUCACUGUGAGUACUGGGCAGCUGGAUACUCUGUUCUUAUUAAAUGGACAGACCCAGAGGGCGAGUGGACUAAUGCGGAGGUGAAUGUGACUGGAAAGACUCACACAGUAGCUAGUCCUGAAACUAAAAUCAUAAUCGAUGGAUUCCAACCUGCCAAAAAAUAUAAGGUGUCUGUAACUUCACUGUCUGGGGUGAGGAGGAGUUCUGAACCGCAUGUGUUUUACUGUCAGACUGAUCCAAGGGGAGUUAUUGCAGGGUCCGUAUUUGGCGUGCUUCUUUUUGGUCUCCUGGUCGCUCUGGUUGUCUUCAUUUUCCUCAAAAGACCAGAUAUUAUUAGCAGAAAGAAGUCUUCAUUCAUUGGUGGAUCCAAAGUAUCUAACACACAGAGCAAAUCUAUUCCUGCUGCAAAGUUUCCGGACCACUUCCAUCAGCUGAGUUUGGAUGAGAACAGAGGCUUCAGUGAGGAAUAUGAGUGCCUCGCUCCUGUUGGAACAGACCAGACACGAAAGACUGCUAAUCUACCUGAAAACAAAGCAAAGAAUCGUUUCAGUAACGUCUUGCCAUAUGACUGGUGUCGUGUGAAGCUAACUACAUCAGAUCCUGAUGGAAUUUCAGACUAUAUCAAUGCCAAUUACAUGCCGGGCUACAGCAGUAACAGAGAGUACAUUGCCACUCAGGGCCCUCUGCCCUCUACUGUUAAUGAUUUCUGGAGAAUGAUUUGGGAACAAAGAGUUAAGAGGAUUGUAAUGGUAACCAACUGCAUUGAAGGAGGGCGGACCAAGUGUGAACAAUACUGGCCUGCAGACAGUAAGCCAUGCCUUUAUGGAGAGCUGUUGGUCACCAUGAGAUCUGAGCAACAGGAGACCAACUGGACACUGAGAGAAUUCAACCUGAAAGAUAGAAAAACCUCAGAAGAACAGACAGUUAAACAUUUCCACUUUACUGCCUGGCCUAAUCAUGGAGUCCCAGAGUGCACAGAGGUCCUGAUCCAGUUCAGAGGACUGGUGAGACAGCACAUAGAGAGAGAAGGGGGCAAAGCACCAACUGUGGUUCACUGCAGUGCUGGAGUCGGGAGAACUGGCACUAUCAUUUCCCUGGAUGUGCUGCUUCAGCAGCUGGAGAAAGAACAAGCAGUCGGCAUCAAUGCCUUCGUACACAAGAUGAGACUGAACCGACCGUACAUGGUGCAGAAGGAGUCCCAGUACAUUUUUCUGCACCAGUGCAUCAUGGACAGUCUGCAACCAAAAGACACAAAUGAAGAGAACAUUUAUGAGGAUAUACACGAGAACACGGACGAGACGGCAGACAGCAUAUACGUCAAUGCCACUGCUCUCCAAGAGUUCCGUCGGCACAAUGUAAACGCCUAGUAUUAACCCUGCACUUAAUCUUUUAUGCACUUAAUGAAAAACUAUUUGUCUAUGAGCAAUAUUUUGGUUUUAAACUUAAUAAUACAAACUAUUACAUCUUAACUGUUUCCGUAUAUGCAUUGCACACUUCAGAUCUUAUUUAGUUUGCAUCUCUUCUAAAUGUGUGAUAUCAUAGUUGUUGUUGUUGUUGUUGUUGUUGUUGUUUUUGUGUGAGAAAAUAGCUCUCUGAUGACUUGGGAAUGUUAAAAAUGUCAUGGUCCUGGGUCCUUUUCACCCAGCAUGUUGAGUUUCUUCUGUUCUAGUGAUAUUUUGUAUUAUGGUUUAUGUUCAGGUUCAUUUAUAGUCUUAGUUAUUCUGUUUUGAAUUUCUUUAUACUCCCUGUUUAGUUCUUGGAUUAUUAGGUUUCCCCUUGUGUCUUUGCCCUCUGUGUCUCUCUCUCUGUGUCUGUGUUUAUGUGUUUGUAUGAGCCGCUGCGUCUUGUCUCCCUCCUUCUGUUCCAUUCUAUGUUUCCCGAGCCCGUCAUAUCUCCUCUCUCUCCCUCGUGUUCCCUUGCUCCCUUUCGUCUGCCUUUCCUCCACUCCUCUGUCAAACUCAUGUGUCAGUCUUGCAUUCAUUCAUUUCCUGUUUUAUUGUGAAGGUCUUGUGUUCCAUGUUCAGUGUGUUUAGUUUUGGUUCCCUGGUGUCGUCAUGUCUAAUUUGGCUACGUUCACACUGCAGGCGAAAGCGCAUCAAAUCCGAUUUUUUCGCCCCUAUGCGACCCAUAUCCGAUCUUGGUAUGACAGUGUGAACGGCACAAAUCCGAUAUUUUCAAAUCCAAUCU